Molecule: messenger RNA, 940 nt
Organism: Salvia hispanica
Lineage: Eukaryota; Viridiplantae; Streptophyta; Magnoliopsida; Lamiales; Lamiaceae
Product: BSD domain-containing protein
Source: RefSeq, a predicted model, not a curated record
ACUUGUUGUAAAUUGCAGAGACUGAUGAUGCGUUGUGGCAAUGGAUGCAUACAAAUGGUUCCGGCGAACUGUUUCUAAUCUGAAUAAGGCGUCGUUGCCCUCCGUCGCGGCCGCUCCCAGCGCUAGCAAAAGUUCCGAAAACAAAUUACAACCCCAAGAAGAGGAUAAAAUCUAUGGAAUCACAGAGAAAUUAAUCGAAUUGGUCAAAUCAUUCUCUAUUGACACCUUCAGGAACUUCGCUCUUCCUGACGAGGAAGAAAGUGGCUCUGAUGUUGGAAAGUCUGGGAAUGUACGGAUGGAUCUUUCUGACUGGCAGGAAACUCAUGCUAUGCUUGUCCUUUCCAGAGUCAAGGAACUUGCGCAACUACGAUUUCAAUUAUGCCCUCGCUAUUUGAAGGAAAAGCAGUUUUGGAGAAUAUAUUUUACUCUUGUUAGGAGUUUGGUGGUGGAAUAUGAGCUUCAUGCUGUAAGAGUAGCCAGGCUCAAGCAGAUCAGAUUGGAAAGUGAGACUGUGUCUAACAGUAGUGCCUGUGAAGUUGAAAUGUCUGACACAAAAUUGGUACCUCCUUCGGACUUGGCAACUUCAGUGGAAUAGAUGCUGUCUUCAAAUUUGUAAAAUUUAUGCUUUAUCUGGUUGGGGAACCUCUGGGAUGUGCGUGGAGAGAAAUUAUUAAUAUAGUAUGGAACUAUUUCUGGGAGGCCUCCUGGAAUUUGUGGUAAAUGGUAAUCCUCAAAUACUCUAGUGGAUAUACAUUGCUUCUUUUACAGCUGAGUUUAUUAGACGAUUUCACAGUUGAUCGAAAAAUCAUUUGUUGGCUCUUUUUAUGCUAGUUUAUCGUGACAUCGUCCGUGGAAACUUGGAAUGUAACGAAAUUCCCCAUGUAACACUGUAGUCUAUGCUGAAACUUAAAGCAAUACCAAUUGCUCAUCAUUUCUUGUA